Molecule: messenger RNA, 1488 nt
Organism: Saccostrea cuccullata (small rock oyster)
Lineage: Eukaryota; Metazoa; Mollusca; Bivalvia; Ostreida; Ostreidae
Exons: 1
Coding region: 1-1488 (495 amino acids)
Biological process (GO): protein polyubiquitination; negative regulation of translation; proteasome-mediated ubiquitin-dependent protein catabolic process
Molecular function (GO): translation repressor activity; zinc ion binding; ubiquitin protein ligase activity
Source: RefSeq, a predicted model, not a curated record
AUGGCUACCAACAAACCCCAAUCUGUUGUAGGCUCUCCCCAGGAACACAUUCCAACUUGUGACAAACAUACCAAACGUAUUGAUAUGUUCUGUGAAGAUUGUGAUGAAUCCAUUUGUUCCAAGUGUGCAAAAUCAAAGCAUAAGGAUCACAACUGGGAAACUCUAGCUAAUGCGGCUAGUCAGAGAAGGAGGGGUCUUCUAACAUAUCUAGCGGACAUAAAGGAGCAUGAGAUACCGGAGUUUGAGGAGAAAAGUGAGGAAAUAUUUACACAGAAAAGGGAUGAUGAAAAUCAUUUUAAUUAUGAUGUUGGAAUUUUGCAUAAACAUUUUGAUGAAGUGAUAAACAGACUUACAAAAAUCAAGAAUAGCAAUGAAGAAAUACUGAAAGCCAACAUGCGUAAAACAAAGGAACAAUUUAAGAGUGUAGAGCCUCGAUUAGCCAAGAAUGCCCAGCUUGUUGACAUCUUAGAACAUAUUGAGAAAAGCAGUGGAACCAUGUCCGAUUACAAUCUUGUGGAAAACUAUAAAACGUUCGAACAACUACGCUCUGACAUAGAAGACAUUAAAUUUCCUUCGCCAUACGAUGGAGAAAAAAUCUUUGAUAUGUUACAGGAAACUUUUUCAAUUGACGUUUUUGCUGAUGAAGUAGGAUUGUUUCAAUACGGAGAUCAACCCAUACGUAUACUGGAGGAUUGUGGUGAUAAUGUUAGUUAUAUCCAGUCCCAUACAUCAGAGUACGUGAAUCAAAUUAGCAUACGAGGGACCGAGAAAAGAAAGUUCACGAUAAAUCCCUUUGAUGUCUGUGUUUGUAAGGAUGGUAAAGUGUUUUUUACUGAUAAUGAGCAUAAAACCAUUUGUCAACUCUUACCUUCAGGAUCAGUUUCUGUUAUCGCAAAUACAGGCCUUCUACCAUUAGGAAUCUGUCAGUCUCUUGAUGGUGGUUUGUUAGUAUCCUUAAUGGCAGGAUUAGAAAUCCCCGUGUAUUCUGAAUUCGGUUAUCCUUCUCCAUGUAUUGUAAAACACCUGACUUUAACAGGUGAUAUAAUACGUCGGUAUGCAUAUACGGAAGAGGGGUUUCAAUUAUUUUAUCCAGCACGCCUCACCCAGAAUGGUAACUCUGACAUAGUGAUAGUUAACUGGGCAUUUCCUAGAGGUAUUCUGGUCGUAAUGUCUUCUUCUGGUCAGGUUAAGUUUGUGUAUCGCGGACGCAACUUGACAGACGACAACCCUGACUACCACCCGAUGGAGAAUUUUGAUCCGUAUGACGUGGCAUGUGACUCCUAUUGUAACAUCCUUAUUACCGACGCAAAAAGUCAUCGGAUCCAUUUACUGAGUCCUUCUGGGAAAUUUUUGAAGUUUUUGCUGACAGAGAGAGAAGUGAAAUUUCCAACCUCACUAUCCCUGUACAAAUCCAAAUUGUGGGUGGGAAAUACAAGAGGACUUGUGAAAGUUUUUAGAUGUAAACAUAUGUUUAAUCUUCACGUUUAA